Messenger RNA from Punctularia strigosozonata HHB-11173 SS5, 729 nucleotides. RefSeq lists its product as uncharacterized. The coding region runs from base 204 to 653 and encodes 149 amino acids. NCBI's taxonomy places the organism in Eukaryota, Fungi, Basidiomycota, Agaricomycetes, Corticiales, Punctulariaceae. The record is from RefSeq and is a predicted model, not a curated record. The transcript is spliced from 2 exons.
GAUGGCUGCGCCUCUCCAAGCCGGAUCAGAGCGCUCCAUCUGCAUUCUGUGCCACGAUCCCUCGUGCACAAAGCCCUUCGCUGCCGCGUCGCCGCCGAUCUACCGUGAUAUGGACUCAGGCGAUAAAGAAUCGUACCAGAACGUUGUCGAGGCAACGAGCCAGCCCGUGCCCGUGCCGGCCGCGAGCUCUGACCAGUUCGGCGAUGGACUGGCAAAAGCAGACUCGCACAUCGAGCUUCCACGCUCGCCCUUCGGGGACAAGACCAACUUGCCCCGUUUCGCUGCAUCGCAGCCCCGCCCCGCGCUUAUCGCGGACCAGGAGAACGAAAGCCCCCACGCGUCUUCCUCGCGGCGUUCGUCGCGCCACCUUCAAGGCCGCAAAUCGCAUCGGAGGCACCGCUCGACGGUGUCCGCUUUCACGCAACUGUAGUCGCGCAGCGGCGCUCGAGAUGGGCUAUGGCGCCCGAAGAAAUUUCAGAAUGAUGGAACGGAAUGGAUCGGACAUGGUUUCGGAUUUGGGAUCGGAUUGGAUAUGGAUUCUGGAUCGUUUUAUGCCUCUCGCCUCGUCACGGUCAUCGAGUAUCCCGGCUUCUGGACAGCUUCACGCCUCAUAUACCCCAGCAUCGUAUACCCCCCACACCAAAGCAACAUAAAAAAGUAGUGUAGGCCUUACAUAAAAGCGACAUAAGACAAGGUAGUGUAGCCAAUACCAAACAUCGUAUAGCAUCC